UUUCUUCUUCCUUGUUUUUCAUUUCAUUUCUCUGUAUAUUCUCUUGAAUUCCCUUUUCUAUUUGAUGUUUGUUUGAUUAUAACCUGGUAUUUAUGCUAAAGAUCACUUUUUGGCAUCUGGGGUUUUCUUCGUUCUCUCUUAUUUCCUUUAUUAUUUCUCCCUACUUUGUUUUGGUAUUGCAUUAAAAGCUGUUUUUUCAUCUGGGGUUAGCCCAAAUUUUCAAUCUUUUCUACAUUUUGUUUUGUUUCUGUGUCCUUUUAUGCAAUGUUUAUUCAGGGAUUCUCUUUAUUUUAUUUUUUGGUCAUUUUCUUGGAUCGCUGUGUAUGUGGUGUUUUUGUCCCCAUUUGAGACAAUUCAGUUGGAGAAUAGAUUGAGAUUGUUGAAGGCAUAAGUUUCCGUCUUAUACAUAUCACCAGAGGAUGGGGGAUCACUUUGUUUUUCUGGUUGAUCGAUUGCUGACUGAAUCAACUUUAGAGGCUGCAAUUGAGAGCAGGAAUCAGAAUCAGUUAGCAUCAUGGAUGACCAAUGACGUGACACCGAAUUGCUCAUCCCAAGAUGCUGCUGCUGUUUUGACUGCAGGGAAAAUGGUAGAAUGUAGGAUAUGCCAAGAUGAGGAUAUGGAUUCAAAUAUGGAGACUCCUUGUUCUUGCUGUGGUAGCUUGAAGUAUGCACAUCGGAAAUGUGUGCAAAGGUGGUGUAAUGAGAAGGGUGAUACCAUUUGUGAAAUCUGCCACCAGCCUUUCAGGCCUGGUUACACAGCACCACCCUCUAUUUUUCGCCUUGGUGGCAUCCCAAUGAAUUUAAGGGGGAAUUGGCGAAUUGUCAGAAGGAACUUGAAUAAUCAACGUGUGAUAGCGGUGGUUUCAACUGAUCACAAUCUCAUUAGUGCCGACUCUGAGGAAGAUGCAGUUUCUACAUCAAGAAGCAUGAUGUGUUGUCGUGUAGUUGCCAUAAUAUUUAUGCUGCUGCUUGUCAUACGUCAUGCUCUUGCCGUCAUAGUCAAUCAAGCAGGGGACUACUCACUUCCAUUGAUUGUGCUUCUACUGCUAAGAGUUUCAGGCAUUGUUCUGCCUGUCUACAUCAUAAUGAAAGCAGUGACUUCUUGCUACCACCGGCAACACCAACAGGCUACUUUGCCCAUCUCUUCACCCCGUGAAGAAGCUAACGUAGUGACUCUGCAGCAGGAGCCUCCUGUAAUUGCUAUCCAAUGAAUGGCUUUCACUGUUGAACCAAAAAGAAAGUUCAUUCUUCAGACAUACAUCUCAUAGCACAUGUCGAUCUUCAUUUACUCUACUGUUAUUACUCUUUCUUGCUGCAAUGACUAUGCUGCAGAAGGAGUUGCUGCGCAAAUUUGUGAAGGAUGAUCAAUAGACAAGAAGUUAUAUAAUUGAAGGGAUCGGUGAGGGAUAUUUCAGAAUAGAAGCAUAAAAUGUAAAAGAAAGGACUCAAGUGAUGAAAAAGAAGGCAAGAUAUCCAUUUUUACAACUAGAGAUAUCUGAAGGUCUGAAUUAGUCAGAGAAAAAUCUUUGUACAGUUAAUAUGUAUAUGAACAUGUUGAAGGAAUACAAAAACUAGCAAAAAAAGUUGUUAAUUUUA
Molecule: messenger RNA, 1596 nt
Organism: Nicotiana tabacum (common tobacco)
Lineage: Eukaryota; Viridiplantae; Streptophyta; Magnoliopsida; Solanales; Solanaceae
Biological process (GO): protein ubiquitination
Cellular component (GO): membrane
Molecular function (GO): ubiquitin-protein transferase activity; zinc ion binding
Source: RefSeq, a predicted model, not a curated record